Molecule: messenger RNA, 1165 nt
Organism: Aphanomyces astaci
Lineage: Eukaryota; Oomycota; Saprolegniomycetes; Saprolegniales; Verrucalvaceae
Exons: 5
Coding region: 63-1043 (326 amino acids)
Biological process (GO): protein folding; protein peptidyl-prolyl isomerization
Molecular function (GO): peptidyl-prolyl cis-trans isomerase activity
Source: RefSeq, a predicted model, not a curated record
CGACUAGUAGUACUACUACCUAGACAGCACGAGUCGCCCAUCAACGUUUCCAGUGGUCCGGAAUGCUGCUGUCCCGACGAUGCACGAUCUUUGCGGCGAAGAAGCGAGCAUGCUUCUCGACGACCAGCAGCAACAAUACCAAGCUGCCGACCCCGCUUGAUGCACCGACGUCGGGGCUUGGCCUGGGCACCGCCGUGCUUUUCGGUGGUCUGUUUGCCGCGGGGUACUUUGUCGGCACGUCCAUCGGCGUGUUGCCCAACUACCAAUCCAUCAAGCGCCAAUUCGGACUCGGGAACGACGUCGAGUUGAACGUGCGCUCCAAGGUGUUCUUUGACGUAUCGAUCGACGGCCGCGACGCCGGGAAGGUUGUCAUGGGCUUGUACGACGACGUCCAGCCCAAAACGGUCGCCAACUUUGUGGCGCUGUGCACGGGGGAAGCCAGUCUUCCCAACCAGCCCUUGCACUACAAGAACAGUCCGUUCCAUCGCAUCAUCCCCAACUUCAUGAUUCAAGGCGGCGACUUUACCAAUGGCGACGGCACGGGCGGCAUGUCCAUCUAUGGCGCGCGGUUUGCCGACGAGGACUUGUCCGUGCCCCAUGGCGGCGCCGGAACUCUCAGCAUGGCGAAUGCAGGACCCAACACGAACGGCAGCCAGUUUUUCAUUUGCACGGCCAACACCGAGUGGUUGGAUGGCAAGCAUGUUGUGUUUGGGAAAGUGAUUCAAGGCAUGGAUGUGGUCGAGAAGGUGUCGUCGUACGGGGCGUCGCCACACGGCCGGCCGUCCGCAGACAUUCGCAUCAAGAACUGCGGACGCUACACGGACGAAGAAGAAGCCGAGGCCGUCGAGACAUCGUCUGCCGCGACCAGUGUGGAGGAGAUGCAAGAGCGAUUGGACACGCUGCGUGAAGUGGAAGCGCAGUUCAAGGACAAGAAGGACUCGGUGGAUGCGACCUUGUACAGCCAAGUGCUGGGGGACAUUGUCGCAGAAAAACGACGCUUGAAGCUCGAGUUGAAGAAGGCCAAGAAAGAAAGCACGACUUAAAAGAACGAAUUAAAGAACAGACGAGAGGUGGAGUGGUGACGUUGCAGCAACGACGGCGUUGAUGGAAUUUUAUAUAUUAAAAGCACAAAUAAAAGAAACGAGCGGUAUUAAAAGAAUGGGUA